AGGCACCCGGGAGCCUGGAGAUGGACACAUUCUGGAGGCGGCCCGUACAGAGCAGUGAUUUUUGACAUGGGCGGAGUUCUGCUUCCUUCUCCAGGGAGAGUGGCUGCAGUCAAAGACCUCCGUGCCCGUGGACUCCUUUUUCUCUCUGCUGACCAGUGAGCGAGUGGCGAAGCAGUUUCCAGUGAUGACUGAGGCCAUAUCUCAGAUUUGGGCUAAAGACCUUCAGACUGCAGUCUUGAGCAAUAAUUUUUAUCUUCCCAAUGGGAAGAGCUUUUUGCUCCUGGACUGGAAACAAUUUGAUGUGGUAGUAGAAUCCUUCCUGGAAGGUGUCUGCAAGCCAGAUCCCAGGAUGUAUAAGCUGUGCUUGGAGUGGCUCGGCCGGCAGCCUUCUGAGUCCAUCUUUCUUGAUGAUCUUGGACCAAAUCUAAAAGCAGCUGCCGGCCUUGGUAUUCACACCAUUAAGGUUCAUGACCCAGAGACUGCAGUAAAGGAAUUGGAAACUCUUUUGGGAUUUCCAUUGAGAAUGGCUGUUCCAAACAUUCGCCUUGUGAGAAAGACGAUGGAAAUUCCCAAAGACUCCUUGGAGAAGUACCUCAAAGACUUACUGGAGACCCAAGUCACAGGCCCAUUGGAACUCCUUCAGUUUGAUCACGGGCAGUCAAAUCCCACCUACUAUGUCAAGCUGGCUAGUCAUCAGCUGAUUCUGAGGAAGAAACCCCCAGGGACACUUCUUCCAUCCGUGCAUGCAGUAGAGAGGGAGUUCAGGAUGAUGGAAGCCCUUGUAAAUGCUGGAGCCCAUAUGCCCAAAGUUCUUCACCUCUGUGAAGAUUCGAGCAUCGUCGGCAACGCCUUCUAUCUGAUGGAAUACUGCCCAGGCCUCAUCAACAAAGACCCCUCUCCACCAGGCUUGGAGCCCAGCCAGAGGAGGGCCAUCUACACUGCCAUGAAGAGAGUCUUGUGCAAGAUUCACAGUGUGGACCUCAAGGCUGCGGGCCUGGAAGACUACGGGAAACACGGGCAAGCAAGCUCGGUGACUGUGAAACAAACUGGAAAGCUGACUGAAUUUAUGUGUAACCUGGCAUGGGAUUUUCCAGUCAAAAAGAGGUUCCAGAUUUUCAAGGAGAUGCUGGCCACCAAACCGUUAAUGGGGUCCCACCACUCAUGGUCCAGGCCACAGUCCCUGCUGAGGACCCCAAGCAUCAGAAGUUAUGUCACCUCCACAGACUCUUCUCCAGCUCUUGCCUCAAAGGGAGCUCUGAUCUUCUCUCCAGAAGGCCUUUCCCCCCGAGUCAGGGAGCUGUAUCAGCAACUGAAGGAGUUUAUGGAGCGACAUGUGUACCCUGCUGAGCCGGAGCUACAGCGUCACCAGGCCUCGGCCGAGAGGUGGACCCCCUCCCCACUGGUCGAAGAUCUCAAGGAGAAAGCCAAGGCCGAAGGACUCUGGAACCUUUUCCUACCCCUGGAGACUGAUCCCGAGAAGAAAUAUGGAACAGGGCUGACCAACGUGGAGUACGCACAUUUGUGUGAGGUCAUGGGCACGUCUCUGUAUGCUCCCGAGAUCUUUAACUGUUCUGCUCCAGACACAGGGAACAUGGAGCUUCUGGUUCGAUACGGCACCGAGGAGCAGAAGGCCCGCUGGUUGGUUCCAUUGCUGGAGGGAAAGGCUCGCUCCUGUUUCGCUAUGACUGAGCCCCAGGUCGCCUCCUCAGAUGCCACCAACAUUGAGUCUUCCAUCCGAGAGGAAGAUGGCUUCUACGUCAUCAAUGGUCACAAGUGGUGGAUCACAGGCAUCCUGGAUCCUCGCUGCCAGCUCUGCGUGUUUAUGGGAAAAACAGACCCACAUGCCCCACGCCACCAGCAGCAGUCCAUGUUCUUGGUUCCCAUGGAUACCCCAGGGAUAAAAAUCAUCCGGCCUCUGAAGGUGUAUGGGCUGGAGGAUGCACCAGGUGGCCACGGUGAAGUCCUGUUCGAGCAGGUGCGCGUGCCCAAAGAGAACAUCAUCCUGGGCCCUGGCCGGGGCUUUGAGAUCCUCCUAGGCCGACUAGGUUCUGGCAGGAUCCAUCACUGCAUGCGGCUGAUUGGCUGCUCAGAGAGGGCGCUGGCGCUCAUGAAGGCCCGAGCGAAGUCCCGUGUGGCCUUCGGGAAGCCCCUGAUAGAGCAGGGCACAGUCCUGGCAGACAUUGCCCUAUCCCGCGUGGAGAUUGAGCAGGCCCGGCUGCUGGUGCUGAAAGCUGCCCACAUUAUGGAUGUGGCGGGAAAUAAGGCUGCAGCUCUGGAUAUUGCCAUGAUUAAAAUGGUAGCCCCAUCCAUGGCUUCCCGAGUGAUUGAUCGUGCUAUUCAGGUCUUUGGAGCAGCAGGGCUGAGCAGCGACCACCCACUGGCUCAGUUCUUCGUGGGGGCCCGAGUACUGCACCUUGCUGAUCAGGUGCACCAGAGGUCAGUGGCCAAGAUGGAGCUGAAGCACCGCAGUUAGACCUGCAGGAGUCAGAUCGUCCCCGCUCAAAUCUUUAAAUGAUGUGCUUUCAAAGGCCUGGUAUGUGUGCUCCUUGCACCCCUCCCGGCAGCACUGUCCUGGGAUCCUUGUUGUGAACCUAGCCUUGAUGGGUCCCUACAGAACACACUCCUGUGUAAGAAGCCUGGAGUUGUCUGUUUCAGGCAAGGGGGAAGGGGAGUAAUGAAGUGCCUGGAGAGGUGAUCUUUAGUCCAGGUGCCAGAUGAACAGCCAGGCCCCUUCUCUCUGGCUGUGGGACUCUGCAUGAAUAUUAGGAGUCCUGCCAGGGUGCUGUGCCUGUGGUUGCUCCCAAUCUGAGGAUGAUACGGUGGCCUCCUGUUCUGUGUCCCCCACCGCCCCCAGCUGAUGGUGGCAGCCUACAGAGCCAGGGCAGGAGUGCUCUGGGAGAAUGGAAAUAAACCCAAAUUGUGAAGCCA
Capra hircus (goat) is the source of this 2928-nucleotide messenger RNA. RefSeq names its product acyl-CoA dehydrogenase family member 10. Gene Ontology annotation, molecular function: flavin adenine dinucleotide binding; oxidoreductase activity, acting on the CH-CH group of donors. The record is from RefSeq and is a predicted model, not a curated record. Bases 185 to 2473 code for a protein of 762 amino acids. Lineage: Eukaryota; Metazoa; Chordata; Mammalia; Artiodactyla; Bovidae. The transcript has 16 exons.